CUUCGGCUUCCAUACCUCGCCGCUCGCUCCAAAGCCAAGGCCACUUCGAUGCGGCCUCCGCCUCUGUUCUAAGGCGGAGAAUCCCCGAAGACUCCAUGGCCUGGGAGCUGCUCCUCUGGCUCUACGCCUUCGCCUCUGUGAUUUCUCUCAUCGCCCUGACCGCCUAUCAGCUUGUUAACUUGUCUGAUUUGGAGUUCGACUAUAUCAACCCGUAUGAUUCAUCAUCGCGCAUCAAUGCUGUUGUCAUUCCAGAGUUCAUGGUUCAAGGAAUCUUAUGUGCUUCUUUCCUCCUAUCAUGGCAUUGGUUUCCAUUUCUAAUAAUGGCACCCAUUACUUAUUACCAUGUAAACCUGUUUAUGAAUAGGAGACAUCUUAUAGAUGUUACUGAGAUCUUUAGAUUACUAAAUGGAGAAAAGAAGUACAGAAUAAUCAAGCUUUCUAUCUACUUCAGCAUAUUCGUGAUAGUCAUUUACAGGCUCGUGAUGUCUGCUGUUCUCUUACUUACGGAUGAAGGUUAUGAUUCUUUGGAAUCUGGGAUUUUUUAAGAUUCUCAAGCUGAGAUUGUCAGAGAUAGAAGACUGUUGCCUCUCAAUCCGAACCUGAAGGAUGAUCGAAGAUGAGUUUCCUUGUCUGAAUGGCCUGAUCAUGAAGUGACUGCUUUUAGUGAUUUCUAUCUUUGUGUUUAUAAAAAUUAAUCCUAUUUGAAAUGAGCUAAUAUAUCUCACUCUGACACCUUAGAUUUGUAAAUCAGUCAAAAAUGUUCGAACUAUGUCUCUAGAAUUUCGAGGCCUGUGUUGCUUGUUUACUGCCAUCAUCAUCUUCCUCUUGUCAUGACAGUAGUAAAUUCAUAACUGUAUCUACAUUUGGAGUUCUAGAUGAAUAAAGUUUAAUCACCAUUCUGCAGGACUUCAUGUUUUAUCCGAGAGAACCCUAAUUUCCUCAUUUACAGAAAUCUAGUAUGUGACUACUGAAGCUGUCACUUGAGGGUGUUGUCGGCUGUUUUGUACCCUAUUGAUGGAAAUUGAUGACAGGCCGCAUUUGAUGUAAUAUAGAAUGUAUUCUUGUAUGAAAUCCUAUUAAAAUCUUGAAUGAAUGUAUUCUUCAUGUUUGGUCCA
Phoenix dactylifera (date palm) is the source of this 1115-nucleotide messenger RNA. RefSeq names its product protein cornichon homolog 2-like. NCBI's taxonomy places the organism in Eukaryota, Viridiplantae, Streptophyta, Magnoliopsida, Arecales, Arecaceae. The record is from RefSeq and is a predicted model, not a curated record. Gene Ontology annotation, biological process: vesicle-mediated transport.